Messenger RNA from Bactrocera neohumeralis, 11873 nucleotides. RefSeq names its product lysosomal-trafficking regulator (gene mv). NCBI's taxonomy places the organism in Eukaryota, Metazoa, Arthropoda, Insecta, Diptera, Tephritidae. The record is from RefSeq and is a predicted model, not a curated record. The coding region runs from base 321 to 11783 and encodes 3820 amino acids. The transcript has 23 exons. Gene Ontology annotation, molecular function: protein binding.
ACUAAACGCAAGAUUACUUGCAUUGUUUAUUGAAAAUUAUUUACAAAAUAAGAGAACAAGUGUUUAAACGUGUUAUCCCUUGACAAAACAAACCGUUCGCCACACCACCAAUUGGAAAAUUUCUAGUUUACUCACAGAAUCAGCUGUUCGGGGCGAUACGGAUUUUAGCACGACGUGUUAUUUACUAAUUGCUCUAAGGUGUAUGUUCAUUUAGCACCUAAUAGAGAAACAGAUGCCAAUUCAAAACCAAAGCAAUAUUACUACAAUUAUUAGCCAAAUUAAUACAUUGAAUUACUGCUUUCAUGUAAUUCGAGCAAAUAAUGGAGCAACAGGCCACACAGGCGGCAAGCUCUGCUUAUUUGCUGGUGGAUACAUUAACUACAAUUUGGAAAAAUUAUCAAAAUGCCGGCGAUGACAAUGAAGCUAAAUUACAUUGGAUGGAACUUUUUCUGUUUUAUUUUCAAUAUGUGGAGGACGACGCUUUAGAGACAGAGCGAAUAAAAAGUUUCAUACACAAUAUACCCGAAGAGAUCACCUCCUAUCUGCUGGAGACAGUUUGUAACAUCAUAAACGAAUCGCACUCAUCAAUUCCUUCAGAACAAACAGCUGCAUGUGAUAGUACUGACCUAGUACAAAAUGAGAUAAGCAACUCGAAUGCUACGAAUUCCUUACUGAUAAACCAAAGUUUUACGCCGUUGAUAUUAAAUGAACCAAGUGAUUGGGGUAAAAUUAUAGCUCUGCGCAACUUUUUAACAAAUCAAUUAGGCAAGCAUUUGCUGCGUUUCCUUUUACGUGUAGACAACACGCUUAUCGCUUCACAAAAGGGACUUUGCAGUUUAUGCUGCAAACUGUUUCCGAACUGCAAAUGGAAUUCGAAAGAGUUUAUAUUGGAUACGCCGCUCUCUAUACUAACUGUUAUUGCAAGUAUUGCGCCACCAGAGCUGGCAGGUGUUGACAUGCAUAGUACCGCGCAUAUUAUCGACCGUUGUGGCGCUAAAUAUGACUCAACCUUAUUAGAUGCGCAUCAGUACGUGGAGAGUUUGGAGACUUUUCGUAAUACCAUUAUAAGCAGCGAUGAAAUCGCUUAUCUGCUCGUGCAAAUCAUGUCAAAAUGCGUUGCUAACGAGUUGGAAGCUAAUCUAAAUAGUCAAUCAGUAUCGAUGAUCUCAUUAAAUUUUGCAUUGGAAUGUUUAUGUUGUGAUGAUGUCGUUUAUGCAACGAAACAGAAUGCCAACACAAUCAAACUCGAACUGCUACAGCUUACAAUACGCUGCAUCAAUAACAUUUUCAAUGCUUCAGCCAGCAUAAGUCUUGUACAAUUUCAAUUUAUUUUCACCAUGUUGGCGGUCAUUCUGAAAAAGCAUGCUUUUGAAAUUACAGAAAUCAAAUGUGAGGAUGCAACUACAAACGGCAACACCGCAUCACUUGAUUUCGCAUUGGAAUUUCUCAGCGCAACCAAUUAUGUUUUCUUUUACACGCUGCAAAAUAUCAUAAUGUAUCCAAAUAAAUUAAAAGAACCCCAUACAAUUGGUGGCAACAAAAGCAGCUUGCAUGAUUUGAAGUUCAUCAAUGAGAGUGCGAUUGAGAUAACCAUAAAAACAUUCCAGCAAGUGUUACAGAAAAUAAAAAACGUUGCUGUUGGCCAUACCGAAGCGCGUCUACUCAUUGAGUUAACCUUCAAAACGCUGCUAAAGAUCAACGAACAACUCUGUAAGCAUGAUCAGCAGAGCAAGAACAAUGCAAAUUAUACGAACGGUGGCAAUACACAAAGGCGGUGUCGCUACUUACGUCAAGUGCAUUGCCACACACAAGUGCCGACUUUAGCCUGCUACUUUCAGGGCACUUUGCUGAAUUUGCUACCCAAGAUCACCACGAAUAUGCAGGAAGCGGCCGUACGCUACUUACUACGCAUUGGCAUUUGUUGCUGUCACUAUACAAUCGACACCUAUGCUUCAUGUUUGAAUAUGAUUUCACAAUUCACGCCUUUAUAUCAAAAUUGUACCUAUAAAUUUUUACAUCGCCGCAUACUUUACACCAUCUUUACGCAAGAUCAUAUCAUGUAUCAUAAACGGACGACGGAGAGUUGUGCCAAAUGUGACGCUAAAUUAAAGUCACUUGAAUUACGCAAGGAGAUUUUACAGUUGUAUAAGCAGCUGCAUGAGGAGCUCAACACAGCAGAGAGUAGCGAAAGUAAAGUGACGUCACUGCAAUUAUUGUUAAAGCAUUUAAAAAACAUAUCAGAUACAUUGAGCAGCGAUAUGGCGGCUGGUAUUUUAGCUGAGCUCAUUUUGCCCACUUUUCGCCAAUACAAAGUGGAACUGUUGCAGAGCCGAAAAGCAAUUAAAUCGUGUGCAUCGAAAAGCCCGAUCCCCACAGCUGAUAUCGAAGCAACAAAUAAUAUAUCACCUAUCAACAUAUCAUUUCCGGAGAGUGAAACGCGUGCAAACGAUGCUGCGGUGACUACUAUGGGCAUCUUACAAGAUUGUUUGAAUGUUUUCGUCGCUUACUUGGGCGCUGAUAUACGUUUGAUCAAAGCUUUUUACAACGAAGAAAACAUAACACAUUUGGAGGAUCUAUUCUAUGAGCCGCCGUUAGUGCAUUGCAUAUGUGAGCUAAUCAAAAUUGGCGUCGACAAUGGAACCUUUUUGGGCGAAAGCAAUCAAGAACAAGUGAUACUUAGUCAACGCCUCACUAAACUGCUACUAAAUAGUAGCGCUUACAACGCUUUUCAAUUCAACGCAUUAACAUUUAGCCAGCAAACAGACAGCACAGCAAGCGACGCCGAAAAGUCUGUGGAAACAACAACAGACGCGCUGAAUGCCUCGAAUAUUUUAUAUGUGACAGCGCUUAAAUGGUCAUUUAUCCAUGAAUUGCUGCAGACUAGCCAAUGUUUCUUGAACGCAUUCACGAUUAUGUACAACUUAAAUAAAAAUGUUAGCGCUACUGUUGAUGCUGACGACGCGCAAACGCAAGUUAGAAGCAUAAAGGAUUUCGUUACGUGUGAAUUGAAUGAUGACAAAACGAUUGACGACAUUCUCACACUAAAUUACAAUGCUUUGAGCACAUUUUUACAACUUUCGCAAUGCAAAUCGAGGAAUAUGUCUACAAAACACACCCAUUCGCCACAGCAUACCAAUACAAACACAUCAUCCCCAUUGCAAGGCGCCAACUACAACACUAUAAACCCCGAAGCCAACAAAGCUGACGGUUGUUUGUCAAGUUCACUGGAAUAUUUGCUCUCUAGCAUCGAAGUAGAUGCGGUACAACAAACGUUUGGUUCGAUUAGUUCAUCGAUUGCAUCGUAUGCGUCAACAAUUGACGCCUUUAUCGCCACAUCGGAUGCGCAACAAUAUUCUAUAAAUAGCGAUCCCAGCUUUAACUCAAACGCACACACAGCACAGUGUUAUACGGAAAUAUAUAAUUUAACAUUUUUAGACAAAUUGAAAACUUGGAAUUCAAAAUAUUCUGUGAAUUCACAAAGUGUCGACUCAGAAAUUAACGAAAGCAUUGUCAUAUUCGAUGUACGCAAUCAGCAAAGUUCAAGUCUAACUCGAAAUCUAAUAUUACCGGCAGCAAUUACAUCAUUGCAAGCUAUUGGUGUGGAUGCGCUCGUUCCCACCUCGGUUUGGAACUGUGCUGCCGAUGCCUUAUCUACGUCCAUGCUAGUUGCGGGCCCCGAAACUAAUGCGGCCGUGCUUAGUAUUGGCAUAAGUAUAUUUGCGAAAUUUUUUAGUGUACUCGGUUCGUUUUUUGGUGGCAGUAAAACGAGUUCGUUAACCGAUUUAAAUAACAGUACAACGUCUCGAGAGCAAGAAAUCGAUUCGAAUCUCAGUUGUUUGCUCGAAACAAGUAGUGAUAGUAAGCGUUAUCUACUAAGGUUAUUUGAGACCACAAUGGCCAUUUGCAUCAAGAGCUUCAAAGACGAAGGCGCACAAACGAUGGAAAAGCAUUUACUGAAGCUGAAGACAGUGAUAUUGAGUAACACCAUUGGCGGCAACAAGCCAGCUGCAGCGCACACCGAAGACCAUUCACGCGAAAACGCUGUGGUAAAGGCAUUACAAAGUCUGCUCAAAAUCGCAGAACAGACCACCAACAACACGACGACGCCAACCGCAAUUUCCAACGAUUUGAAUGGCAGCAAGGGUUUGGAGAAUGUCGCCAGUGAAGAAACGGUAUUGCAAUCACCGUUACGGCCACGUGCACGUUCCUUUAAUAGCACCAGAACUCAAUCGAAACACAGCAAUGUGACCACACCGCGCACUUCGGCGCCUAAGCGGCAGUUGUCCACCGAAAGUGGCGAUGCCGACUAUUUCUCGACGCGUAUGUCGUUGUUUUGUGAGAGUGAAAUGGAGUUGAGUGAGAAUGAGAAUGAUACCAACUACAUAACGGCCGAUGAAGGCUAUGAAGCCGAUGGUGAGAUACCGGAAAUCUCCGAAUCGGAGACGGAAUUGGAUAAAGCGGAAUUCUGGAACUCAUUUCAACCAAGCUCACGUUAUCGUAACUACUUGCUACAUGAGGGACUUUGUCAUUUAGUUGUGGAAAUUCUAAUUGAGCUAUCGGAAAGAUGCAUCGCCAAUCCGUUGGGUUGGAGUGAGUGCUUGGUGCAAUUGGCCAAUCGUUUGUUUGUGAUACGCGCCAAUAUAGGUGAUUCAUUGUUUUUGUUGCGUGGAUUUGCGCCGGUGCUGAAAUGCGGUGAUCCGCGCUUGAGAGAACUUCAACAAGCUUUACUCGAACUAAUUGUGGAUGUAAAUACUCCCGAAGUUUUAUGCACUUAUUUCAAUAUUUUGGCAGCCAAAAAUCCGCCUGUCGAUCUUUUAAUCAAAUAUCUCAGUCAUAUUUGUGGUAACAAAUUGAGAAAGCCGCAAGCAAUGGUUGAAUUGGAGUUUCCGGUAGCAAUUGACGGCAAGUGCACCUCUACCAGCGAUCAGCGCUUAACAAUGGAUAUCGAUCACUUGCGUAAUCAGCAUAUAAACGCGCAAGCCCAUACGCCAUUGUCUCGCACACCCUGUAUUAUACCCAUCACACAUGCGCGUUUAUGGUCCAACGAUGGUUUCACACUCUCCUUUUGGCUGCAGAUGAAAGGUGCACAUAAUAGCAAAGCCUCGUCUCUACCCACCGAAGACGAAGCACGCAGUACACACGAAGAUAGUCAUAAAACACACAUCGUAUCUAUCGGCACUAAUCAAGUGCUGCUGAGCGCUUAUGUCAACCGCGAUCUAAAGUUGGUAUUUGAAACGAGUAAACUAAAUGCCGAAACUCUCGCCCAAACACCAACAGAGCCAAAGAGCGAAAAUAUGGAGACAUCAACAAGAGAUACACCUAAUCGCAGCACGAAUCAUACCAAUGGUGACAAUUCAAACACCACAACCGCGCCACUGACUUCUCCAACCAACGCGCCAGGUCCGCUGCGUGUUGCACUGAAACAAACCAAACUCGUUAUACUCAACAGCUUCAACAAUAUGCACCUUUUCAAGUAUCACAAUCACAACCAAUCGUAUGAGACCGCUUCGGUGGAGCUGAAAUCUUUUCGUUUUGCACGCAACCGUUGGACACACAUUGCGUUUAGUGUGCACACGCAUCAAGAUCAUUUGGAGCUGAAGGUGUAUGUUGAUGGUGUGGAGCAAGAUAUUGCCUAUUUGCAUUUUCGUAAUGUACGCAACCUGCAGCGUAAUCAUACUUUUCAACUCAUCUGCCUGGGUGAUAGUGUUUCAACGACCAACAGUGCGAAUGUUUCCGGUGGCCACACAGAAUCACGUUCCACCAUUGAUGGUUACCCCUUGCCAUUUAGCAUAACGAAUUUACUGUUGUUCAAUUGUAAAUUCUCUGCGUGGCAAACCAUAGCAAAUUUGACCGCCAUGGGUCCGGAUUUUUCAGAGCUUGCACCACUGCAGGUGAACUCCUGGCGUCCUAAUUAUGGUUUUGUCAAUAUGUCUAGAGUCCAGAAGGCCAAUUUCGGUAAUGUUGCGGAGUCAAUGCGUGCACUGUAUGAGUCGCGUCUACUGGUAUACACCGCUGAGUCGCCGGAUAUCGUUAUGGGCUUUAAUAAUGAAGUCAAUGCAAAAGAAGGUACUGUCUCAAGUGCGGCGCGCGUUUUUGGCCUGAUUUUGUAUGGUGAGCUGAUACAGAAUCAUAUACGCUCCAUUCAAGCCACUACUUUGCUAUGCGGCGGCCUUUCAACGCACCUCUACUUAUUCGCAAGGAUUGUGGAGCUGAGUAGUAAUUCAUUAUCACAGUAUAUGGCAUUGGAUAUUUUCCUAAAUGUAGCUUUAUCGGACUCCCAAUUGUAUGCCGAGUUUUUACGCAUCAACUAUAUGAGCCUUAUAGGUUAUGUCGUGAAAACCGAUCGCUGCACGAAAGACGUGCAUCUUCUACGAAGCAUUUUAAAUAAUGCCUGCUCUCAGCCUAUUAUCAAUAAAAAGGGUGAUACCUUGGAAAUCUGUGAAAUGACCACAGCCAUCGUUGUGUACCCACAACUGAUCAUAUCGGUAUUACACCGUUAUUCCGAUUGGCAUCGUUCGGGCGUCGAACACUCCGAUGUGUUAGACAUGCUUUUUCACUGCAUUUUAGCGCUAACACGUGAGAAACAUCCACAACGCGAUUUAAAUUUAGAUCGUUUAAGCGAAGCUGGGCUGCUCAAAGAGUUGCUUAAUUUAUGCAAAGUUUAUGUAAUCGAAUCACCAAAUCCCGUCUACAUAUCAAAGACUGCGGCUGAAUCAUUUGUGGCCAUUUUAUCCGUUUUCGCCGGUUCGCCGCCAUCCACAUCACUCAUGGACGAAAUAAUGAAGCUCUGUUUGCUGCUGCAGAAGCCCAGCGAAUGUUACAUCACACAUGAUCGGUCGAAAUUUUAUUUUCUACUCACGCCGCUAGCGCCAGUAAAGGAGCGUUCAUCGGCUGUUUCCGGUUUCGAUCGUGUCACAACGCCAUUUCGCCGUAAAUCGAAACGUGAACGUCCUGGCGUCGCCAAACCGACGCCAAGUAUCGAUAACGGUGAUCUCAACGCUAAACAAAAUGAGCGCGUCAAGCGCCUGCGCAGAUUGCAUAUAGCCGCGACGAGCUCACCAUUUAAGCGCAAUUUACUUGAACUCGAAGAUAACCUCGAAAAUGUUGCGGACUGUGCGCGCUUGAAUAAGAAAGCUCUGCGCCUGCUCAGCCCUGUUAAUGUGGAGAAUUGGCGCAUGAAAUUUAAACACACACCCAGUAGGAAUACAGCAACAAGUCCAAUAGGGAAACAACAAACCCCAAAUAAUGCCGAGCGAAAGUUGGCGCUAGCCGCUUCUACACCGCAUAGAAUUAGUCAUAAGCGUUUGCGACAUGCCUCACACAAUUAUUUGGCAAAUGCCGAAACGACAAAGCUGCGCAAACGCAGUACACAGUCAUGCGCAGCACCUACUGAUGGCAGUGAGGUGGAUAAAGAAACGCUACCUAACCAACAACUGGGUUUGACAGCUAUGCCGGCGGCCACAACGCAGCAACGUCGCAGCAGAUUGCUUGUGAAGACGGAUUUCUACAAUUGGCCUGGUAUUAUUGCAUUGCAAGAGGGACUGCUGACACUGUUGAAAAACUUUCUCUGCCUUUUACCGGACAACGCAGUGGAAGAGGUCCUGAAGCAUUAUGUCAAAGUGGACAUCAUAUUGGUAUUAUGCAACAAUAGCAGCUGUGCCGUGCGUACGGCCAUAAUUAAAUUACUCGCUGUGUUAUUGAAGCGCCUACAACCGAGCGACAUUAGCCAACAUGUUAAAAAUUUGUAUCCCCAACACUUGGCGAAUCAAAUGUCCAUAUAUACAACAGAUAUGCAGAUGUUUGAAGCCUGUUUGGAAUGGGUCACAGGCAUUUAUUAUAACACAACGAAGAUCUUAAACUGUGAUAUGCCCUUACAUGUCGUUGAACGCUUCGGCAUCAAUACGCUACUGUCGGUUCUCAUCAAUAUGGCCAACAAUCAUGGUGGCCUGAAAGCGCAGGCAUUCAAAAUACUCUACAAAAUGUUUAAUAUGGAAGGCGAACAACAACAACUUUUAAUAGAUGCCGGUUUGCUGCUUUGUUGCAUUAAGUCGCUCUUCAAUUUAUACUUAGGCUCCAGUGUUGUAGAGGUCGUCAUAGAAGAAUCGAUAAUAGUGCUUUUGACACAGAUUGGCGAAAAGUCUUUAAAAUCGGCGGGACAAAUAAAGUACGUUUGGGAUAUACUCAACAUGCUGACAUUCCUGCACGAGGGCGCCACUGGCACAGUCAUAAAGAAUUUACGCUCUGCGCAAGCGCGCCUGCAAUUUGCUUGGAUACGCAUGUUCUUCGAGUCUAUAAGCGAACCGAGGAAUUUCAAAGUUAUAGCCUUGCCCAACUCCUCGUUAUCACUCGCCGAGACCAAAGAACGAUUGCGACUACUAAUCGACCGCUGUGCACAAUUCUUCACCAUUUGCGAUGCCAAAUACACGCCAAGCGCCACAGAGGUGGAACUGUUCCAAUUAAUUGUCUCAUACAGCAUUGCCACCAGUCAGCGUUGCAACAAUUUCAUAGCUUGGGGUCUGCAACCGUCACGGCCGCUUGAACUACGCGCUUUUAUUGUCGAUGCGCUUUGGAAUUCUUGCCAAGCUGGGCUUUCGCCGCCUGUUAUUUGUGAUGGCAAGAUAAUUAAAUCGUUUUUGUGGUUAUGUCUGCUGGAAGAUUUGGAGAAACCAUUGCCGAACUUGGAACGCCUCUGUAAACAUUUGGGUAUCAAUGAACACGACUCCACGUGGAAUUUAGAGAGUGAACUGGAGCGCAUUGAGCUGAAUCGUACCGCGAUAGCGGCUGAACAGAAAGUCAAGUUGGAAGAGACCGUUUAUCGUUUGGAGUCGCUGGCUGUGAGUUGCAUUGAGUCAUCAAUGUUGAAUACGCGGCGUGUUGCGGAGUUACAGAAUUCUGAACGCAAGCUGCUGAUGUAUCAAUUGAAGGACUAUGACGAUGCUAGCAUAUACAAUAAGUGGCUUGGAAUCGUACGACGCAUGACACACGAAGGCGCGCCCUGGCACUCAAAGGAGCGUUCGGAAAAUUCUUGGGAGUUAGACGACACCGAGGGUCCGUCGAGAGUCCAUACACGCAUGCGCCGCUGCCAUUUGGAUAUUGAUAAACGCUUCUUCAUGGAGAAUUAUUACAGCAACACAACAACAGAGUUACGUAACAGUGAUAUUACUAUGAACACCAGUGCCUCGUUCGCCAACGAAUAUGUGCGUCCGCUGGAAUAUCUUUUAUCCAGUUAUGAUCAACAGCUCAAUAUUUCGCUCAACUCGCAAAUACUUUAUAAUUUUCCUGCCAAAUUUCUACCCGUCGAUGGCGAGAUUGAUGGUGAAAUCAUUAUAACCGAUCAUAAACUGUAUUUUAUGGCUACAUAUCGUUGCAAGUACUUCUAUAUUAACUGUGAUAUCUCGAGUAUAAGUGAGAUUUGGUUGAAACGUUAUCAGCAUCAGGAGAAGGCUUUCGAAAUAUUUUUGGAUACAAAUCAAUCACUGUUCUUCUCACUACAAAAUCAAGAUGAUUAUAAAAUUAUGUACGAUGUAUUUUGUGAUAAAAUCGUCACGCAUCCCGAUCAAGCGAAGGUACUCGUUAUUACGCAACAAUGGCGCGAAGGUUUGCUGACCAAUUGGGAAUAUUUAAUGACACUAAAUCAAAUUGCCGGCCGCACUUAUAAUGAUCUCAUGCAAUAUCCCAUAUUUCCAUGGAUAUUGUCUAAUUAUGCGUCGGACAUUUUGGAUUUGACUGACGACACGAACUUUCGCAAGCUGGAAAAGCCGGUUGCUGUGCAGCAUGAAGUCAACGAGGAGCACUACGUCGCCAACUAUACGUAUCUCAAUAAUACGAUGACUAACAUGGGUUCGUUGACACUGAAACCAUAUCAUUAUAGCUCGCAUUAUUCGAACUCCGGUACGGUGCUGCAUUUCCUCGUGCGUGUACCGCCUUUUACGAGCUAUUUCCUCAGAUAUCAAGACAAUAAUUUCGAUUUACCUGAUCGCACAUUUCACUCACUAACGACCACCUGGAAUUUGGCGAGUCGUGAUAGCCCUACAGACGUUAAAGAGCUGAUACCUGAAUUCUUCUGUUUACCGGAAAUUUUUGAAAAUUUCGAACGAUUCGAUUUCGGCUUGCGACAAAAUGGCGAACGCGUUGAAGACGUACAAUUGCCACCCUGGUGUCUGCGAGAUUCGCGUCUAUUCGUGCUCAUACAUCGUCAGGCACUGGAGGCGGAAUUGACACGCAAUCACCUGCAUAAUUGGAUUGAUUUGAUCUUCGGCUACAAACAAUCUGGUGAAAGUGCAGUGGAAGCGAUAAAUGUUUUCCACCCGGCGACGUAUCCGUCAUUCUUGGAAUCAAUAACAGUCGACCCAAUAGAGCGCAGAGCUGUCGAGACCAUGAUCAGAACCUAUGGACAAAUGCCGCGACAAUUAUUCAAAAAUCCACAUCCACAGACGAAAUCGCUAAAUUAUUGCCUCGGCACGAAGGAGGUAUUGCCCACCGUGCGUGGCUUAAGGUGGGGCGUUUACUUGGGCUCACCACAGCUAUCGGCGCCAACGCUUGGUAAUAUCUAUAAAAUACCCGGAGCCGAGUAUCUAGUGUCAUUCAAUAAUACCAACGCUGUUUAUGGACUACCAAUGAAAUCCUGCAUUAUGCAAGGUGCUGAGGUCGAUACAUACAACGUGAUCUCCUGGGACUACGACGAUCACAUUGUGCGUAUACAACCGUUAAACAAGCUAUAUACGAAACCGAAAAAUAUACUACGCAGUCAAGUUAUCGAUGAUAUCACCGCCUGCGGUGCCGAUCCCAAUUCCAAUCAGCUGUGGUUCGGUCACAAAUCGGGACGCAUAAGUAUAUACAAAUGCGGCAACACUGAGUCGAACAGUCGACCGGUUAAGAACAGACAAAAUUAUAUACGUGGUCUGCGACGCUCCUAUAAUUCGGCAGUUCGCAAGCUGACUACUAAAAGUUAUUCGGAUGAAAGUGAUACUGGCAACGUGACACCGUUAUUGGGUUCAACUACAAGCGGCGCAGCAACAGAUGCGCCACAACGCGAUUGCGCCGAUCUCACGUGGACGGGUCCAACGAUACUGCUGCGGCACACGGACGAGGUGACCAGCAUACGUUUAUCGGUUGAAUUCAAAAUUGCCGUUUCUGCCGGGCGCGAUGGUAUUGCCGUUAUUUGGGAUCUUAACAACUGGAAUUAUGUGCGCACAAUUGAUAGACCUGCGGAGAUACAUCACUCACCAAUAACGGUGGUUACCAUAAGCCCCACAUUGGGUGAUAUUGUGACUGUGCACACUACACCGCAGCAGUUGGUACAAAAGACAUCGCCGGAGCGACAAAAUGCCAAAACUAACGGUGUUAGCCUAGCUGACCAACCAACAUCAGCGGCGCCGGAUGAGUGCUUCGAGGUGACCGAGGAGAGUCUCGAGGAUUUUGUGAAUGUAUCGGUAAAUCCAAAUGGUAAAUCCAUCUUGCGUUUGCAUACGGUAAAUGCCCGUUAUGUGCAACACAUCGUGCAUGAGGAUCGUAUAUUGGCGGCCACCUAUUCGUACAUCAAAGAGGGUGUUGGUGUUAAUGUCAUUGCCACCGCUGUUGAAGGCGGCGCCAUACGUUUGUGGUCCAGCUGGAAUUUGAGUUUUGUCAGCGAAAUCAUCACAGGCAUAUCAAAUAUAAGAAGCAUCGUUUACUCAACACAUCAGCACCUGGUGGCGCUCACUAAAGAUUCGCACAUACAGGUGUGGGAAACCGAGGGACUUUAUGGAAAUUCGCCGAAAUUUCCGCAAAUAGCAUAUAAGUAAUGGCGUGAUGAAUUAUACAGCAUAAGCUUAAGAAAAACACUCACUAAAACACAGAUAAUAUAUUUAAAAAGCAAUCACAUUUUACAGUAA